Molecule: messenger RNA, 1067 nt
Organism: Daldinia decipiens
Lineage: Eukaryota; Fungi; Ascomycota; Sordariomycetes; Xylariales; Hypoxylaceae
Product: N-terminal nucleophile aminohydrolase
Exons: 5
Coding region: 219-986 (255 amino acids)
Biological process (GO): ubiquitin-dependent protein catabolic process
Cellular component (GO): proteasome core complex, alpha-subunit complex; cytosol; nucleus
Source: RefSeq, a predicted model, not a curated record
CCCAAGGCUCCAACCUGGCGCGUCAGAGCUCCGGGCUAAUAAUAGAGCUGCACCACUCGAUUUGACCUCACUUCUUCGUACCGUCCAUCAUCACAUAGGGAAGAAGAAAAAAGAAAGCCAUAUUCUACCCCCUGAACAAAUAGCACCGGUUUCCGACUCUACGUCCAAUCUCACCGAAAAUUAGUACCAUCAGCUCUCAUCCCUAACAAGACUUCACCAUGUCUGGAGGCAGCGCCGGUUUCGACCGACAUAUCACAAUCUUCUCCGAGCAAGGAAGACUCUACCAAGUCGAAUAUGCAUUCAAAGCGAUCACCGCUGCAAAUAUAAUGUCUAUUGGGGUCCGAGGCAAGGAUUGUGCUGUGGUCCUUUCUCAGAAAAAGGUUCCCGACAAGUUAAUUGACCCUUCUUCAGUCUCGCACAUCUUCCAGAUUUCGCCCUCCGUUGGUUGCGUCAUGACCGGAUCCAUUGCGGAUGCUCGGGCGUUUGCACAGCGCGCCCAGGGCGAAGCUGCCGAGUUCAGGUACAACUAUGGAUACGAGAUGCCAUGUGAUGCCCUAGCCAAGAGACUUGCCAAUAUCAGCCAAGUUUAUACACAGAGAGCCUAUAUGCGCCCUUACGGCGUGGCGACGACGCUGAUAUCGCUCGAUUCUGAAUUCGGACCGCAGCUCUACAAGUGCGAUCCAGCAGGAUACUACGUGGGGUACAAAGGAACGGCUGCGGGACCCAAGCAGCAGGAAGCGCUUAACCACCUGGAGAAAAAGCUCAAGAACAAGGAUCACGCAGAUGGCACAUGGGAAGAUGUUGUGGAGCUAGCAAUCACUACGUUAAGCACGGUUCUCAGCAUGGAUUUCAAGAAGGGUGAGAUUGAGAUCGGAAUCGUCGGAGGCCCCCGAGCGGACGGUAAGGAGGGGUCAGAUCCGUUCUUCAGGACCCUGACGGAGGACGAGAUUGAUGAACGAUUACAGGCCAUUGCCGAGAAAGAUUAGCGUAAGGCGGUCGUGGCGUAAGGCUGGGUUCGGUUCAGCACAGCUGAUUCGUGUAUGCUGACUACAACAAUAUGUUGUGGA